AUGUCGAGCCUUGGUAGCGUCAAGCUCUACGGAGACGCUCGAGCAACGAGUGAACAUGUACAGAGUGGAAUCCCUGCCGUAGUUCAACCCACGCGAGGCGAGCCAGUAAUCCACGACAUCUUCGAGACCAAAACUAGCACGUGGCAGUACAUUGUAGCCGACCCGGCCACGCUCACGGCCGUCAUCAUCGACCCGGUGCUAGACUACGACCCCACCACGCAGGUCAUCGCUACGCACAUGGCCGACGCCCUGCUAGCACUUGCGCGGGAGCGUGGAUACAAGAUUGACCGGAUCCUCGAGACGCACGCCCACGCGGACCACGUCACGGCUGCGUCGUACCUCCAGGAUCGGCUCGCGCGCGAGACGGGCCAUAGGCCGUUGAUUGGUAUCGGCAAGGGCAUCGUGCGUGUGCAGGAGCUGUUCAGCCGGCGAUAUGGGGUCCCGGAUGACGAGUUCCGGGGCGUGUUUGAUGUGCUUUUGAGGAUGACGGUCCGGGACCACAAGCAAGCCAACCGCCAUAUCAAGGCGGGCACGACGGAAGACGAGUUCGUGACCAUGAGGCGCGAGCGUGAUGCCGGGCUGGGUGAACCGAGGCUACUACACCAAUCGCUACAGAUGAAUAUCCGGGCGGGAAAACUACCCCGGCCGACGGACGCGAGGCAUCAGCUACUUCAUAUACCAUUGAGGGUUGGGGAAGCGAAGUGGUAG
Parascedosporium putredinis is the source of this 708-nucleotide messenger RNA. Lineage: Eukaryota; Fungi; Ascomycota; Sordariomycetes; Microascales; Microascaceae. The record is from the annotation of a GenBank genome assembly.